UUCAAUUUCUGGCAAGAGGCCCCCUCCUGCUUCUUUGCCUUCCGCUUCUCCCAAAACCCACGACAUCGCUUCCAAAAUUUAAAUACAAAGUUCCAAUAUCCACCAGUUGAUUGCUCUGACAACUUCUCUGUUUAAAACCCACUCCUCAAAUUAAAAAAACAAAAAACAGCAUCUUCCUCUUCCUCUUUAUGUCACUGUGAGCCCCUAAAAUCCCCAAUCUCCUUUCUCUUUCCCAAUAUCGCCUCCAUUAACCCACUCACCCUUCUAUUUCUUCAUACUCCUUCAAAUGGCUUCCCUCUAUCUUCCUCUCUUUCCCCUUUUAAUGGCCGUUCUCCUUUCUGUUCAAUCCAAGACCCAUUGGGAAGACAUCCAAGUCCUGCAACAGCUCAAGAAUGCUUUGGACCCAACUUCCAUCUCCUCUGGUUCUUGUGUAGAUUCUUGGGAUUUUUCUCUCGACCCAUGUGACAAUCUCUUCGGCCAGAAAUUCACUUGUGGUUUCCGCUGCGAUACUGUCAUCUCCGGCGUUUCCAGAGUUACCGAGGUUAACCUCGACCAGGCUGGUUACUCCGGCUCCCUUUCCUCUGUGUUUUGGAACCUCCCUUUCCUGCAAACGCUUGAUUUGUCUAACAAUUUUUUCUCUGGUUCUAUUCCUAACUCGUUUUCCAAUUUGACACGGUUGCGUUCACUGAGUCUAUCUGCUAACUCGUUUUCCGGCGAGGUUCCACCGUCACUGGGCUCGCUCUCUGUGUUGGAAGAGCUGUAUUUGAAUGGAAAUGGAUUUAAUGGUUCUGUUCCGGCGAGUUUUGUGGGGCUUGUUAGUCUGCAGCGGUUGGAAUUGCAGUCGAAUGGGUUCACGGGUGCUUUUCCCAACUUGGGGGUUUUGAAGAAUUUGUAUUAUUUGGAUGGUAGUGAUAAUGGGUUUUCUGGCGAGCUUCCGGCUGUUCUUCCGACGUCAUUGGUUCAAUUGUCGAUGAGGAAUAAUAGCUUUGUAGGGGUGGUUCCGAGUAGCAUUCGGGAUUUGGUUAAUCUUCAAGUUGUGGAUCUGAGUCACAACCGACUCGGUGGCUCUGUUCCGGCGGUUCUGUUUGAACAUCCGUCUUUGGAGCAACUUACGCUCUCUUUCAACCAAUUCUCUGCCGUGGAAACCCCAGAUUCUGACGGCGUUCGGAGCGAACUUAUAGCCGUCGAUUUGAGCGACAAUGAAAUUACUGGAUUUCUGCCGCCGUUCAUGGCGUUGAUGCCGAAGCUCUCUGCUUUGUCACUAGAGAACAACAACUUCACUGGAAUGAUUCCAAUUCUCUACGCCUUCAAAAUCGCCGCACCGGAGCCCGGAAUCUCACCGUUCGUGAGGCUGUUGUUGGGCGGUAACUAUCUGUUCGGCCCAAUCCCAGAGCCCCUACGACGGAUGAAACCCGACUCCGCCACCGUCCGACUCGCUGGAAACUGCCUGUUUCGGUGCCCGACGUUGUUCUUCUUCUGUCAAGGAGGCGAGCAAAAAUCCCUCGCCGAAUGCCGGAGCGCCGGCCCGGUAAUACCAUAAAAAGAAACAGAGAACAAGAAAGAAAAUCUCUGAUUAGAAUAAUGUUCAUAAUAUGAAAGUGUGUUGUUUAGGUUCUGAAGAUUGAUUGAUUUAGCUAUGUUAUCUUUUUCCUUCAUUAAUGGGGAAAUUGGGACUUUGUUUAAUUGGAAACCAUCUGAAAUUGUUGUAAUGAUAAUAAUGGUUGAUAAAUAAGUAAUGGGGAAUUGGGACUAUAUAUUUUGCUUUCUA
This is a messenger RNA of Benincasa hispida (wax gourd), 1768 nucleotides long. RefSeq names its product Leucine-rich repeat (LRR) family protein. NCBI's taxonomy places the organism in Eukaryota, Viridiplantae, Streptophyta, Magnoliopsida, Cucurbitales, Cucurbitaceae. The record is from RefSeq and is a predicted model, not a curated record. Gene Ontology annotation, molecular function: protein binding.